Messenger RNA from Linum trigynum, 1281 nucleotides. The record is from the annotation of a GenBank genome assembly. NCBI's taxonomy places the organism in Eukaryota, Viridiplantae, Streptophyta, Magnoliopsida, Malpighiales, Linaceae.
AUGACCCGUAGCCAGUCGGGAGGUUUACUGCCGUUGAAUCCAGAGAUUGACCGCACCUGUCGCCAGCUCAGGAGACAACAACGAGCUAGACUGGCUACGGAAGAGCGCAUAGACGGCCACCUGAGCAGCGAUUCUGAAGAAGAGCACGGGAUGGACGGAGACUACAACCAACACCAGGGGAAUCCACAGCAGGUUCCCCCGGUGAAUCAGGUCCUAGGGAACAACCCCAUACCCCAGGAUCAUGGAGCUCAUCAUCCACCGCAGCCGGGUCCCACCUUGGAGUACUACUACACUCCGCGGAUUGCUGACAUACGCCCGGUCAUCCUCUACCCGCCGAUCCCAGCAAACAACUUCGAGAUCAAGCCAUGCUGGAUUCAGCUCAUCACAUCUUCUAUCCAGUUCCAUGGCUUGAAGAAUGAGGAGGCCAGGGUGCAUCUUUCCCGUUUUCUGCAGCUGACAAACGGGUUCAAGCUGAAUGGUGUCCCAGAUGAUGCGAUCCGCCUUCAUCUCUUCCCCCAUUCUCUGGCGGGGAAUGCUAAGAGGUGGUUGGAGACCCAGCCCCCAUUGUCCAUCACCUCUUGGGACGAUCUGGCGGACAAGUUCGUGCACAGGUAUUAUCCGGCAUCGAAGACUACAGAGAUUCAGCGGGAGAUCACUCACUUCCGCCAGGAGCCAGCUGAGUCACUUCGUGAUGCUUGGGAGCGGUACAUGGGCUAUUUCUGGCAGUGCCCCCAUCAUGGCUUCAGUGAUGCAUUCACAGUGGGGAACUUCUACAGUGCCCUUUCGCCAGAUAGCCAGAGGGUGAUUGAGUCUCUAUGCCCAGGAGGGUAUAUUCUUACCAAGACUCCACCCGAGCUGAACCAGAUGAUCGGUACUUUGGCUGCCAGAGAUCAUUCUUGGGGACAGGGUAGCCGAGGCAGACAGUCCCGGGACCGUGGUGUGCACGCCAUGGAGACCAGAUCCGGGCUCGAGCAGCAGGUAGCUGAGCUAGUGCAAACAUUGAAGCACCCCAACAGUCUGAUUCCGGGUAGAGGUUUGGCUACACCUCCAGUAGCUCAAUGUCAGUGGUGUGAGAGCUCCAAUCACCUAGUGGAGGACUGCCAGGCUAUGAGGGAAUCUACUACACCCCAGGAGCAGUUGGCCUUCAUCGCCAAUGCGAGGCGCCUCGAUCCAUACAGUAGCACAUAUAAUGAGGGGUGGCGCCAGCAUCCCAACUUUGCCUGGAGCAGCAACACCACUAAACCACCUGGUUUCCCAGCACCAGCAGGUGGUUUUCAGUAG